ACGAUCCGCAAGCUACGGGGGUAAGAUGAUCGUUGACUUUGAAUUCGGACAGCUUGAGAUUGUCUUGUGAUUCAUUAAUUAUUUUCAUAUACUCCAUGUUAUGUUGUAAAUGCUCAAAAUCUCUGCCUAUCAUUCACUACUCAGAUAAUCUCUCUUGGCAACUCUAUGGAUUCGUCGGAUUCAGAGUCGAAGCUCAUAUCACUCGUUACUCAAUUUAUAUCUCUCGACACGACUCGUUUCGGUUGGGGGAUCCCGUCACAUAUCUUUGAAAUAAUCUCUCUGCUGAGCUCAAUGGAUUUGGAUUCGAUGCCGAAGCCGGAGUCGGAGCUCAUGUCAGUCACAAGUCAAAUAAUCUCUGUCUUCAACUCAAUGGAUCUGAAUUCCCAGCCGGAGGCACUGUCCAAGGUCAUAUCACUCAUUACUGAUCGCGUGAAUGAUACAGAUUCGGAUUCCGAUAUCUAUUUGGAUUCAGAUUUUGAAGACUAUAUUGCGGUUAUAUUGAAUCUCGAGCCGGAGCCGGAGCUCCUAUCACUCAUCUAUCAAGUAUUCACCCUCGUCAGCUCUAUGAAUUCAAAGUGGGAGAAGCUUAUUUCUGUACGCCCUCAAGUAGUACACAGAUUGGGAAGAGACAAAAUUUAUAUGAAUGAUGAACAAGUCUCGUGUAGAAGGUAUAACAAGUGGGCGUGUCUCCCUAAAAACUGGUUUAUGUUGUGGUUUAUGGGAGAAGACGACGAAACGCACUUUCUUUGCAGAGCUUGCGAAGGCCAGAACCAUAAAGAACAUAACAACGCUCCAGUUGAGAUCAAACACCAUCUUCAUCCCAAGCACUCACUUCUGCUUGUCAAUAUUGAAAUAUAUCCUAGAGAGAGGAAAUGCUAUUGUUGCGACGAAGAUCUCGGAACUUUCUUUUAUCAUUGCUCGGCUUGCGAUUUCACUCUGAAUAUAGCUUGUGUGGAGAAACCACCGGUCUUAUCUAUAGACCAUCCCAAGUGGCAUGAGCAUACACUUGUUCUGUUUUCGAGAACAACUUCCUUAACUUGCGACGUCUGUGCCUUGGCCUAUUCAACAUCUCCUUUCUAUAUAUGUCCACCUUGUGGCUUUGUGGUCCAUGGAAGAUGCAUAGACUUACCACGUGUCAUAAGGAUCUCCCGCCAUCCCCAUCGUAUCUCUUUUACCCCUUCUUUUCAUCAAGGAAAUUGGUUUUGUGGUGUUUGUCGCAGAAAGAUUGAAAAUGAUUUCGGGGGUUAUUCUUGCGUUAAGUACGGUUGUUCGUAUGCGGCACAUUCAAGGUGUGCCACACAAAGCAAUGUGUGGGAUGGUGUAGAACUUGAGGGAGAGCCAGAAGAAGACAUUGAAGAAAUUCCGCCAUUUGUGAGGAUAAGUGAUGGAAUCAUACAACAUUUCAUUCAUCAGUAUCAUCACUUGCGACUUGAUGAGAAUACAUGUAGAGAAUACGACGAGGAUAGGCUGUGUCAAGCGUGCAUCACGCCAAUCUAUUUUGGCAACUUGUACUCUUGUAUGCAAUGUGGUUUUGUUCUCCACGAAAAAUGUGCAGAACUUUCUCGCAAAAUACAUCAUCCGAUACAUCCACAUAUGCUCAGUUUUGUAGCAAGAGGCAACGGCGUUAGACGUUGCUGUUCAGCUUGUCCUUGGUUAAUCACAACUGGUUUCUUCUAUCGGUGUGAGAGAGAAGAAUGUGAUUUCCAACUACACGUGCAGUGCGCCACAGUUUCAGAGCCAUUAGUCCAUGAAAGUCAUAUGCAUCCUUUAUUCCUGACAUCCAAACCAGGAGAGUGGAAAGAUUGUAGUGUCUGCAAAGAGUCAAAUUAUUCUUUGACAAAUGAAAAAUUUAAUUGCAUUGAGGAGUGUGACUUUGCUUUGUGUUUUGGAUGUGCCACAUUACCUCAAAAGGUGAGGUAUAAGUAUGAUAAGCAUAUGCUCACUCUUUCUUAUGGGAAGGAGACAAGUACCAUGACCUAUUGGUGUGAAGCUUGCGAGGGAGAAAUAGAUCCAAAGAAAAGGUUUUAUAUGUGUGAUGAGUAUUGUUGUGUCACCCUACACAUUAACUGUAUGCUUGGGGCGGACAAAUACAUGGAUCCCGGUUCAUGGUGGUUAUACAAAGGUAAGUUCGGUACAUCGUCGUAUUUGAAAGGCAACCUUGAUGGAACUUGCUCUGGUUGUAUGAAAUACUAUUAUUGA
Molecule: messenger RNA, 2199 nt
Organism: Arabidopsis thaliana (thale cress)
Lineage: Eukaryota; Viridiplantae; Streptophyta; Magnoliopsida; Brassicales; Brassicaceae
Product: Cysteine/Histidine-rich C1 domain family protein
Exons: 2
Coding region: 166-2199 (677 amino acids)
Source: RefSeq, marked reviewed